AAUGACUCUAUGUGCUGGUAAAUAUUUGUUUUUUAUAUAAAGGUACCUGUAAAUAUGAAGGAUAGAAAUCAUGUACAAUAACUCUUUCUGAACCACUUUUAAAAUUUCGUUCAAAUGAUGAAUUAAAAUCUACACUUCUCCAUGAAAUGAUUCAUGCUUACUUAUUUAUUACUAAGCCAUCUGAAGCAUUUAUAAAUGAAGGUCAUGGACCUGCAUUCUUGGAAAAAAUGAACUUUAUUAAUUAAGUUACUGGAUUAUAAUUAAGUGUCUAUCAUCAAUUUCAUGAUGAAGUUGACAGAUGUAGAAAUCAUAUAUGGAGAUGUAAUGGUAGUUGUUAAUAAAAACCUCCUUUUUUUGGUUAUGUUAAAAGAGCUAUUAAUAGACCACCUGGUAAAACUGAUUAUUGGUUUUAAAAGCAUUAAGAAGAAUGUGGAGGGAUUUUUGAAAAAAUAAGUUAACCAGAAAAAAAACAACCAUAAAAAAAAGUUUAGAAAAAGAAAAACUCUAAUAAUAUAAAACAAGAAAAAUUGAUCAAAUUAUCCAAUUUCUUUUAAAAUGAACAAAUUUAUGCAAAAUUUUAAAUUAAUUAAAAAGAAAUAGCUAUUGAAUUUCUUAUGGUUCUUAAUUCAUUAUUAAAUUUUGAACUUUUAAAUCAAAAAUUAGAAUCUAUUAUUUAAUGUUUAAAAGAGACAUAUUAAUAAAAUAUUGAAAACUUCAAUAUUAAAAAACUAAUUAAUAUCAAACAAAGUCUAGAAAAAUGUAAUAAUAUUACAAUUCUUAAAUGCUCUAAAGAAAUUGGAGAGUAAAUGAAAAUACUUUCUAUUACAGUUCGCAUAAAUGGAUGUUCUCCUUAGAUGAGUAUAUUAAUGUAAUUAAAUAAAUUAUUGAAAUGA
This is a messenger RNA of Paramecium pentaurelia, 893 nucleotides long. The record is from the annotation of a GenBank genome assembly. NCBI's taxonomy places the organism in Eukaryota, Ciliophora, Oligohymenophorea, Peniculida, Parameciidae.